AUGGAUUUAGAGCGCGGAACUGAAGCCCUCUUUUUGACCAUCUAUAUUGUGACCUUUGUGACAGGCAUGCCACUAAAUCUCAUGGCCCUUUUUGUACUCGCAAAAAAAUUUAAGCAGAGGUUAGUCUCAGUCGACAUAUUUUUAUUCAAUUUGACUAUUUCUGACUUGCUUCUCUUGGCGUUUCUUCCCUUCCGCAUGGUGGAAGCAGCAAAUGGAAUGAAAUGGAACAUGCCAUAUAUCUUCUGUACACUCUCAGGUUAUUUAUUCUUCAGUAGCAUUUACAUAACUUCACUAUUCCUUAUGACCAUAAGUAUUGAGAGAUAUAUGGCUGUUGCUUUCCCAGUAAAGUACAAGCUCUAUAAGAAACCACCCUAUGCUAUAGGAGCAAGCAUUUUCAUUUGGAUUUUUGCAUCAUCUCACUGCAGUGUAGUCUAUAUUGUGAAUCAUUUAGUCAAUUAUAACAAAACCGAGACCAAUAUUACAGUUUGCUACCGUAACUUUUCACCUGCUCAGUUGGCUAUUGUCUUGCCUGUACGGUUUGAGAUGUCUUUGGUUCUCUUUGUUGUGCCAUUUUUUGUCACUAUUUACUGCUACCUUAAUUUUAUUAAAAUGAUCAUGUCCCAAACCCGAAUUAAGAAGAAGAAAAGACAGAGGGCUAUAGGAUUGGUGGUGGCUACUCUUGUCAAUUUUAUUAUUUGCUUUUUGCCUUACAAUAUAUCUCAUAUUGUAGGAUUUAUAUCUCAUGAAAGCCCAAAAUGGAGAGAUUAUGCGCUGCUUUUGAGCGUAAUGAAUGCUAGUGUGGACCCUGUUAUUUUCUAUUUUUCAUCCUCUUCUUUAAGGAAUAUGUUUUUGGAUUGUCUGAUAUACGUUUUGAACAAAUUGAAUCUGAAAAGAUGGAGCCAAAUUUGCAUGGUGACCUGCGAGAAGGAAACUGAUGAUACAAAUGUGUCAUCAUGA
Bombina bombina (fire-bellied toad) is the source of this 957-nucleotide messenger RNA. RefSeq names its product free fatty acid receptor 3-like. Gene Ontology annotation, biological process: cellular response to fatty acid; G protein-coupled receptor signaling pathway. The record is from RefSeq and is a predicted model, not a curated record. The transcript has a single exon. Gene Ontology annotation, molecular function: G protein-coupled receptor activity. The coding region runs from base 1 to 957 and encodes 318 amino acids. Lineage: Eukaryota; Metazoa; Chordata; Amphibia; Anura; Bombinatoridae. Gene Ontology annotation, cellular component: plasma membrane.